Molecule: messenger RNA, 1450 nt
Organism: Apis mellifera (honey bee)
Lineage: Eukaryota; Metazoa; Arthropoda; Insecta; Hymenoptera; Apidae
Product: protein Star
Exons: 6
Coding region: 350-1369 (339 amino acids)
Source: RefSeq, a predicted model, not a curated record
CAUUCGAUGUUCUUAUAAAAAAAUUAAUCUAUUUAUAUAUAUAAAAUGACAUAAAAUGUAUAUAUAAAAUAACUAGUGGGAUGAGGAUGAAAGUUUAAAGUUUGAAUUGUCAAAAGUUGAAGAGGACAUUGUCAAAAAUUAUUAGUGAUUCAUGAAAAUAUAAAUAUAAUUUUGAACACUUAUCACACUACAUAUAUCUACCGAUCGAGCAAUGUUAAAGAUCCAAGAAUUAUUCUCUAAGAGGUCAGUCUCUUGUUACAAUUUCGUGGACUACAUCCUUUUAUUGGUUUGUCCAUCAUUACUUAUAAAAUAGCACUAAUUUAUUACCAUUUUAUAAUCCUUUAAAAAAAUGCCGAAUAUUGAAUGCUGUCAAUGUGCACACGUUUGGAUUAUCAGAACAUUUUGGGGACGGAAAUGGUAUGCAGUUAUCGCUUUAUUAGGCAUCGUGUCAAUUAUUUUAAUUCAACAAUUCUUAUUCGCAUCCUAUCUUCCUUUGGAUCAGAUAAAACGUAAUACAUAUUUAGAUGAGCUAGAUCAGGAUGUUUUGAAUAGGUGGUAUAACUUUACCGACGGCGUUAAAUGGUAUAAUAAUAAGAUACAAUCACCAUCAAAUCCAACAAAUUGGCAGCAAUACAUAACCGAUAUUCGACGAUAUUGGAUACUUUGGAAAUACAAUCCGAAUUAUUCGUAUAAUCUUGAAAAUCCAGAGAUCAAUGAUCCAUCAAUGGGUCAAGCGAGUGUUAUUCGAAAAAUUUUCAAAGAUAAGAAAAAUGGUUUCUUCGUAGAAUGUGGUGCUUAUGAUGGAGAAACUCGAAGUAAUACCUUGGUAUUGGAACGAUUCUUUAAUUGGAGUGGUCUUCUGAUAGAAGCAGAUCCUAUAAAUUUUAAUAAAAUGUUGAAGAAAAAUAGAAGGGCUUACCUAACGCCAACGUGUCUUGCCAUUGAGCCAUAUCCCUCGGUGAAUUUCUUCCUAAUGGCGAACAACGUGGGCCGACUACACGAACCAAAUGCUUCAGACAUUCAUUUACCAAAUUCUGCUGAUGUUGUCCACAAUGGCGUUCACAUUUCAGUUCAAUGUUUUCCUUUCAUAGAUUUAAUGUUUGCUCUUAACAUAACUACUAUAAAUUAUUUCAGCCUUGAUAUAGAGGGCCAUGAGCUUCAGGUGUUAAAAACAAUUCCUUUUGACAUGAUAAACAUAGAGACAUUUUCGGUGGAAUUCUCUCACGUUGAAAGUGGUAAGAGAAGUUUAAUCGAUUUCAUGGAAUCAAAAGGUUAUUAUAUAUAUUCUUUAGUUGUGAGAUCUGACAAUUUGGCUCACGAUAUAAUAUUUAUGAAAUAUGAUUAUGAGAAUUCUAAUUUGUUAAAAUAAUUUCGUUUUGAUUACGUUAUUUUGUGUUCGUUGAUCUAAAAUAUUUUUGAUACAUCUUAAAUAAAAUAAUAUAUUUUAAAA